UUCAUAACUUCUGACCCUUUCCCGUCUCUCAAUCGAGAGUGAAUCUCUCUCUCUCUCUCCCCCCUCCCUCUCUUUCUCUCUCACUUUCUUUAUGAAAUCUCUGACCCGAUCAUUCUGCGACCCUUCUGUCACCAAAUCUGCAUGUGUACGUCGUAGUUUCCCGCCACCCCCACUUCCCUAUGCCAUUAAAUGCUCCCAUUGGUUUUCAAGCCGUUUGGGAUUUUGGGCAACAGAGAAAAAGACUCCCAAAGCUCUUAACUUUCUUUAUUAUUAACCUUUUUUUAGUUCCUUAAUGAGCAUUAAUUAAUCACAUUAAGAAAGAUUUGUCCGUUUCCUCCCUAUAUAUAUAAACCACUCAUUCAGUUAGACCAGAAACUCAAAGCAACAAGGAAGGCAAAGGUUCUGCCAAUAGAGAGAGAGAGAGAGAGAGAGAGAGAAAGAAGGGGUCAUGCAUCUUUUCUGAUAUAACAAGAACAUUAAACCCUCCAGCUUUUCCAAACCUGCCCCAUUUUGUUUCGUAUUAAAAAGUCCCAUGAAAUAUGUGAAGGCAAAAGAUUAAGGUUGUCCGAGAGGAAAAAAUAUGGCAGUUCAGGCACAAAGUUUGUACUUUUCUGAAGAUUGGUCGUCGGCGGCAGCGGCGGCGCAGCUCCACCCUGUUUCGGGCCUUGACGACAUUUUUUCCGGCAUUCCGAGCCCUCAGCCCCCGGCUGUUCCUCCUCCUCAUCAUCACUUUCACCUCCGUCUUCCAGCGGCUCAGAAUCAGAGUGAGAAUUUAAAUACGACGGGCUUUGAUUUCUGCAACCAGUUAGGAUCUUCGGUUUCGCCUUCCACUUUCAAUAGCUUUCUCCCAACGCAGUUCUCGGAAAACUUAGGGGCGCAGAUGGACUUGCAAAGGCACGAGCUUGACUGCAUUAUUCAAUUGCAGAGUGAAAAGCUGAAGUUUGCAUUGCAAGAGCAGAGGAAGCAACAGCUAGCAGCUCUAUUGAGCAACCUAGAAUCCAGAACGUUAAAUUUAAUUAGGCAGAAAGAAGACCAGUUAAGACAGGCAACCAAGAAAACGAUGGAGCUCCAGGACUGCCUGAGAAAAGCGGAGAUGGAAAGCGACACGUGGCAGCGGGUGGCGAAAGCGAACGAAACAAUGGUGAUGGGCCUAAACAACGCGCUCGUGGAGGCCAGAGAGCGACUGGUUCUGGUCAGCAGCGAAGCCGACGACGCAGAGUCCUGCUGUGAAAACAGAGUAGCAAUUAUGGAGGAAGAUCAAUUGGCCGAAGAGAAAAGGAGAAAGUUGGUUUGCAAAAGCUGCCACGCGCGGAGCUCGUGCGUGCUUUUUCUGCCGUGCAGGCAUCUCUGUUCGUGCAAGUUCUGUGAAGGGUUUCUUGGAUUCUGCCCCGUUUGUGAUUCCACCAAGGAGGCAAGCAUGGAGGUCUUUUUUGUCUAGCACGAAAAAGUGCCAAGCAAAACGUGCUUCCAAAAUAGCAUCACUAUUUAGUUGUACUCUUGUGAAUCAUGAUGCCUUUUGCUAUUCUCCAUUUGGGGUAGUCCUUUCAAUAUAGAUAAGUCUAUAGCAAUUCUGGAAAAAUGAUCUGGAGAUCUUGAUCAUCUUGUAAUCGUGUUCGUUUAUCGUAAAUUAUUUUAA
This is a messenger RNA of Malus domestica (apple), 1636 nucleotides long. RefSeq names its product probable BOI-related E3 ubiquitin-protein ligase 2. The record is from RefSeq and is a predicted model, not a curated record. Lineage: Eukaryota; Viridiplantae; Streptophyta; Magnoliopsida; Rosales; Rosaceae. Gene Ontology annotation, molecular function: ubiquitin-protein transferase activity.